CGGAGUCCGCAGACUUUGGGGAGCGGUGAUCCGAGUGGUUCUGGUAUUGUGCUGAGCAGUGGCGGAGCACUUGGAAACUCGAAACAGUUCUGAUAGAGAGGGAAUAAUGAUGCUGCGUCUACUACUGCUGGCCCUCCUCUGUGGAGGGGUCUCCGCAGGCUCUCACUCUCUCCGUUAUUUCCAUACGGCGGUGACCCCGGGGUCGGGGGUCCCUGAGUUCAUUACGGUCGGGUACGUGGACGAGGAGCCGAUCGUUUACUACGACAGUGAGUUGGGGAAGAAGGUGCCCCGUCAGCAGUGGAUGGCCGAGAGUCAGGGAGCCGACUACUGGAAACGGGAGACACAGAUCUCUCAGGGCAACGAGCCAGUGUACAAGACCAACAUCCAGACCCUCAUGAGCCGGACCAACCAGACAGGGGGGAUCCACACUUUCCAGCGGAUGUACGGCUGUGAGAUCCGUGAGGACGGGACCACCACCGGGUUCAUUCAGUACGCCUGGGACGGGUCAGACUUCAUCAGCUUCGACAAGGAGAACAUGGUGUGGGUGACCCCUGUGCCCUGGGGUCAGAUCACCAAGAACAAGUGGGACCGGGACACGGCCGAGAAGCAGCAGAGAAAGGGAUACCUGGAGCAGAUCUGCACCGAAUGGCUGACGAAAUACGUCAAGGCCGGGAACGGUCACCUGAAACCCAAUCCCCCCAAAGUCUCGUUCACCGCCUCCAAGGAUGGCCGCCACCUCUCCUGUGUGGCCACUGGCUUCUACCCUCAGUCCAUCGACGUGACUAUUCUGCGGGACGGACGGAUCCUGGGGGAGACCCAUUCCCACGGGAUCCUCCCCAAUCACGACAACAGCUACCAGCUGACCAGGACGGUGCGGGUGGAGCCCACGGACACAGCAGAGUUCUCCUGUCGGGUGGAACACCGGGGUCUCCCUGAGCCCCUCGUCCUGUUCCUGGAUCUGAAGCCCAACUCCAUCCCGAUCUUGAUCAUCGCUAUAGUUGUGGUCCUGGUGAUCCUGGUGGUGGUCAUCGCUGUUGGUAUUGCCUACAAAAAGAAAGCAGGCUGUUUUUCAGCAGGGAACAAGGGCUACAAUCCCACCAAAACUUCUGACAAAGGAGAAUCCUCCUCCAACUCCUCUGCCAUGGCCUGAGGAAAUUCAGUUCCCAGCAGGAUAUUGAUGAAGAAAUCUAUGGGAACAGAGUGUAAUCCUGGGACUCUGGGUGAUUAACAAGAUAUUCUCCGGGGAAAACUAUGAUUUAUGCUUUGAUCUUUGUGCUUGGGAAUACUGAUAAUUUGCUGAUUCACUGCAGGAGACGGGCUGUAAUGUUGCUUUUCAAAGAAAGCUGAGUCAUUUUAAUGUGUCUGGGAUGAAGUGAAGGAGCUUAGUGGGGAACAUCUCUGACCCACAGCUCAGUCCUGGUCAGCAUCUGGA
Molecule: messenger RNA, 1432 nt
Organism: Mobula hypostoma (lesser devil ray)
Lineage: Eukaryota; Metazoa; Chordata; Chondrichthyes; Myliobatiformes; Myliobatidae
Product: class I histocompatibility antigen, F10 alpha chain-like
Exons: 8
Coding region: 107-1150 (347 amino acids)
Biological process (GO): immune response
Cellular component (GO): external side of plasma membrane
Source: RefSeq, a predicted model, not a curated record